AUGCUGUUCAAUCCCCAGGUAAAGCUCUCUCUCACGGAGAAGCUCGACUUUCUGCCCGCGCUCGUCUCCGUGAGUUUGGCGGCCUUCUAUGCCCUCCUGACGGGUAUCUGGCGCUCUGAGCGCCAGGCCAAGACCCUGUUCCUGCAUUUGGGCUACGCCAUCCUCCGCAAGGUCACCGCACGCAUGUCACCCAGCCAGAUUCAAUUCGUCUCGCCAACCUCCGACAAGAUCUACAAUCGGUUUGCGAAGAAAUCGGGUCGCGUGCCUGAAUCGGUGGAACUGGGACACGGCGCCCUCGGCCACUGGAUUGGGGACCGCAAUGCACCAAAUGUGCUGGUGUGGUUUCACGGUGGUGGAUUUGCGCUGCCCGCCAACAUGGGCUACUUCAAGUUCUACUCCAACGUCAUCCGCGAGCUCGAGCGCUCCGGCAAGCGCGUCGCCGUCUUCAGCUUGACCUAUACCUUGUCCCCGCAUGGCACCUAUCCGACGCAGCUGCGCCAAGCCGUAGAGUGUGUGCGCUACAUCGUGUCGCAGCCUGACCGUGACCCCAGCACGGUCUUCCUGGGCGGCGACUCGGCUGGCGGGAACCUCGUCGGUGGCGUGUUGUCGCAUAUCGCCCACCCACACCCCCAGAUUGCGCCACUGUCUCUGUCGGGCAAUCUGGGUGGUGCCGCCAUGAUCGCUCCAUGGACGCUGCUGGACACCGAAUUCCCGGAGCAGGAGAUCUAUUCGGGUGGUGACCUGAUCACACAGAGUGUGGCGGCUCCAUGGUCGAGUGCGUACUUGGGCAAAGCGUCACGGGAUUACUACACGGAUCUGUCCACUGCGCCAGCGGACUGGUACGAGUCGUUCCCCGUCAACACGGUCCUGAUCACUGGUGGUGGCAAUGAGAUUCUCCUGCCCAUCAUCCAAGACUUUGCCGCGAAGUUCAAGGAGGGCUUCCCGUCUGUGGAGUUGUUUAUUGGCCACCGAGAGGGACAUGUUGCGCCUGUUUAUAAUCUGUACCUGGGCGACAAUACCGAGACAGAGCAGGGAAAGAAGGUCAAGUCGUGGCUGAAGGAGCUGCUGCAGUAG
Molecule: messenger RNA, 1074 nt
Organism: Penicillium lagena
Lineage: Eukaryota; Fungi; Ascomycota; Eurotiomycetes; Eurotiales; Aspergillaceae
Product: lipase/thioesterase family protein
Exons: 2
Coding region: 1-1074 (357 amino acids)
Molecular function (GO): hydrolase activity
Source: RefSeq, a predicted model, not a curated record